Labrus mixtus (cuckoo wrasse) is the source of this 2162-nucleotide messenger RNA. It is a transcript of the gene pdia4, whose product is annotated as protein disulfide isomerase family A, member 4. The record is from RefSeq and is a predicted model, not a curated record. Gene Ontology annotation, cellular component: endoplasmic reticulum; endoplasmic reticulum lumen; cell surface. Bases 25 to 1947 code for a protein of 640 amino acids. The transcript is spliced from 10 exons. Gene Ontology annotation, molecular function: protein disulfide isomerase activity. Gene Ontology annotation, biological process: response to endoplasmic reticulum stress; protein folding. NCBI's taxonomy places the organism in Eukaryota, Metazoa, Chordata, Actinopteri, Labriformes, Labridae.
CACGGGCCGCGUCAUCUUCGGACAAUGAGGAAGGUUGCUCUGCUGCUGAUUGUGCUGCUCGGCGUGGCACACUUUGCGACUGUCAGCCGAUGUGAAGAUGAUGUUGCAGAGGAGAAGGUGGAGACUGAUGAAGAGGAAAGUGAUGAUGAUGAGGAUGAUGAUGAUGAUGAUGACACAGAGGUGAAAGAGGAAAACGGAGUGCUUGUUCUGAACGACAACAACUUUGAAACUUUCAUGGAGGGCAAAGACACAGUUCUGAUUGAGUUUUAUGCUCCAUGGUGCGGCCACUGUAAACAGUUUGUCCCAGAAUAUGAAAAAAUAGCUCAGGCUCUUAAGGAGAAUGACCCACCUGUACCUGUGGCCAAAGUUGACGCCACAGUAGCCAGCGACUUAGCGACCAGGUUCGAGGUGUCGGGCUAUCCCACAAUUAAGAUUUUGAAAAAUGGGGAGCCUGUCGACUACGAUGGAGAAAGAACAGAGAAAGCUAUUGUGGCCAGGGUCAAAGAGGUGGCUCAGCCAGAUUGGAAGCCCCCCCCUGAGGCGACGCUGGUGCUGACCAAGGACAACUUUGAUGACACCGUCAACAAUGCGGACAUCAUCUUGGUGGAGUUCUACGCUCCAUGGUGUGGACACUGUAAGCGUUUGGCUCCAGAAUACGAGAAGGCAGCCAAAGAGCUCAGCCAGCGCUCUCCUCCCAUCCCUCUGGCCAAGGUGGAUGCCACUGUGGAGAGUGAGGUCGCCUCACGUUUUGAAGUCACAGGCUACCCCACACUCAAGAUCUUCAGGAGAGGGAAGAUGUUCGACUACAACGGGCCCAGAGAGAAGCAUGGGAUUGUUGACUACAUGGGUGAGCAGUCAGGGCCUCCCUCUAAGCAGAUCCAGGCACAGAAACAGGUGCAGGAGCUGAUCAAGGAUGGGGAUGAUGCUGUGAUUGUCGGUGUGUUUUCCGGUGAACAGGACGCGGCUUAUGAAAUCUACAUUGAAGCCUGUAAUGCCCUGAGAGAAGACUUCACCUUCCGUCACUCGUUCAGUUCUGAUCUUGCAAAACUGCUCAAUGCUUCGCCUGGUCAGGUUGUCAUUGUUCACCCAGAGAGGUUCCGCUCAAAGUACGAGCCAGCUUCACACACACUUACAGUGAAGGACUCUACGUCUGUGUCAGAAGUGCAGGACUUUUUCAAAAAGCAUGUGAGUCCUCUGGUGGGCCACAGAAAACCAAGCAAUGACGCCAAGCGCUACGCGAAAAGACCCAUGGUGGUUGUUUACUAUGGAGUUGACUUCAGCUUUGACUACAGGAAAGCCACACAGUUCUGGAGGUCCAAGGUGCUUGCAGUGGCCAAGGACUUCCCAGAAUACACCUUUGUCAUCGCUGACGAGGAGGACUACGCUGAGGAGCUGAAGGGCCUGGGUCUGAGUGAGAGCGGAGAGGAAGUGAACGUAGGAAUUCAGGGAGAGGGAGGCAAAAAGUACGCCAUGGAGCCUGAGGAAUUUGACUCUGAAGUGCUGAGAGACUUUGUAAUGGCUUUCAAGAAAGGGAAGCUGAAGCCCAUCAUUAAAUCCCAGCCAGUGCCAAAAAACAACAAAGGACCAGUUAAGGUCGUGGUCGGAAAAAACUUUGACGACAUCGUCAUGGAUACCCAGAAGGAUGUCCUGAUUGAGUUUUAUGCUCCCUGGUGUGGCCACUGUAAGAAACUAGAGCCCGAUUUUUUGGCUCUGGGCAAGAAGUACAAAGGGGAGAAGAACCUGGUGAUCGCCAAGAUGGACGCCACAGCCAACGAGGUGCCAAACGAAAACUACAAAGUGGAAGGCUUCCCCACAAUAUACUUUGCCCCAAGCAACAGCAAGCAGAGCCCCGUCAAAUUUGAAGGUGGAGACAGAACAGUAGAGGGCUUCAGCAAGUUUGUGGAACAGCACGCCACGAAGCUGUCGCAGAAGAAAGACGAACUUUGAAAAUAUUGCUCUCUAUGAGUAGCGAAGAACUCAAAGUGUGCUUGAGCGGACUCUCAGAGGGGAAAAGCAGGAGAGGCAAAUGGAGUUACUGUGAUGACCAAUCAUCGUUUUAGUUUCUGUUCAUUCCAAGAGAUUCAGCUUUCUUCUGUUUCUAAAAGCAUGUAAGCACUUGUUGGAGAUUUCAGUCUUUUUAAAUAAAACCAAAAAUGAUGGCA